AUGGCACAGGCUAUCAUGAUGCAGGCCCAGGAUAUGACUGCCCAAGUCAACUGGCAGGAUGUUCAGAGGGAGAACCCACCAGUUCGCAGCAUGGCUGACAAACUGCGAGAUUUCACGAGGAUUAAUCCUCCUAUAUUCACAGGGGCUAAGACUUCAGAGGAUACUCAGGAGUUUAUAGAUGAGGUGCAUAAGAUCCUGGUGUCCAUGAGGGCAACUAAUAUUAAGAAGGAUGAGCUGGCUUCCUACCAGCUCAAGGAUGUUGCACAAACUUGGUGCAAGAUGUGGCAAGAUAGUAGUGUCCUAGGUAAAGCGCCAGUCACAUGGGAGUUGUUCAAGAUAACAUUUUUAGAAAGAUUCUUCCCUAGAGAGAUGAAAGAGGCCGAGGUUGAGGAGUUCAUCAACCUUAAACAAGGAUCUAUGACGGUUAAGGAGUAUUCCCUGAAGUUUGUGAAGCUAUCCAGGUAUGCUACUUCCCUAGUUUCGAACAGCUGGGAUGAGAUGAGCAGGUUCCUUACAGAAAUCAAUGGAGACCUGGAGGAGGAGUGUCGGUUUGUGAUACUCCAUGAUAAUAUGGACCUUUCUAGGUUAAUGGUGCAUGUCCAACAGGUAAAGGAAAACCACAAGAGGAGAGGUGUUCAUGAUAUUAGGAGGCCUAGGCCUCAAGAUUAG
Messenger RNA from Solanum lycopersicum (tomato), 669 nucleotides. RefSeq lists its product as uncharacterized. Lineage: Eukaryota; Viridiplantae; Streptophyta; Magnoliopsida; Solanales; Solanaceae. The record is from RefSeq and is a predicted model, not a curated record.